CGGAGGGUUGCAGCGGAGCCAAAGCGGGGCAGCCCUCGAUACGGAGCCGCCUUUCCUCGGUCUUUUCCCCGGGCACCAUGGCGCUCCGCAGAGUCCUGCUCCUGAGCUUCCUGCCGUCUGUCCUGGCUGGCGGCGGCUGCCCCCGCGAGUGCGCCUGCUCCAGGACGGCCCAGGUGGAGUGCUCGGGCGCCGGGAUCACGGUGAUGCCCGCGCCGUUGCCCGGCAACGCCAUGAGCCUACAGGUGGUCAACACGCGCCUGGCCGUUCUGGGUCCCCUGGCCUUCGGGAACGCCUCGCAGCUGCUCGCCCUGCGGAUGGAGAAGAACCUGCUGGAGCGCCUCGCUCCCCGCGCCUUCCGGCCCCUGGCGGCCCUGCGCUACCUGAGCCUGGCCAGCAACCGGCUGCAGGAGCUGCCGCCUGACGUCUUCCGGCCACUGGUCCGGCUGGAGGCGCUGCUGCUGUCGGGGAACCAGCUGCGCCGCAUCCAGCCGGCUCACUUCGCCGGGUUGAGCGCGCUCAAGGAGCUCCAGCUGCACGGGAACCGUCUGCAGGCCGUGCCUCCCGGCGCCUUCGACCAGCUGCCCAACCUGGCCCGCCUCAACCUGGCCCGCAACCAGCUGGUGCGCCUGCCGCCCCGCCUCUUCACGCCGCUGGCGCGCCUGCAGGUGCUGCGCCUCUAUGAGAACCAGCUGAGCGAGCUAGCGCCCCGCGCCUUCGGCGGCCUGGGCGAGCUGCAGGAACUGGCCCUCUACCAGAACCGUCUCCGCCAGCUCCCCGCAGGCCUCUUCGCCGGCCCGCGCAGACUGCAGAAGCUGCUGCUGUCCGGCAACCUCCUGGAGGCGCUGCCCGAGGGGCUCCUGCUGGGGCUGCCCGAGCUCUCGCGGCUCUCGCUCUUCGGAAACAACCUGCGCGAGCUGCGCCCGGGCACCUUCGGCCCGAUGCCGCAACUGCGAGAGCUCCGGCUGGCUGACAACCAGCUGGCCUCGCUGCCCGGCCGCGCCCUGGCCAACCUUACCGCGCUGCAGGUCCUGAUUCUAAGCAAGAACCGCCUCGGCUCGCUCGCGCCCACGGCCUUCGCCGGCCUCCGGGGCCUCGAGGAGCUCGCCCUGCACUCCAACCGGCUGGCCACGCUGGACGGGGAGCUCUUGCGCGGCCUGGCCUCGUUGCGGAACCUCUCCUUGCACAGCAACCGGCUGGCCGCCUUGCCUGCCCGCCUCUUCCAGGGCACCCCCGGCCUGUGCGCCCUUCAGCUGCAGAACAACUCGCUGGAGGAGCUUCCGGCAGGCCUCUUCGACGGGCUGCCCGAGCUGCGCGACCUCCAACUGCAGGACAACCCCUGGCGUUGCGACCCCGCCCUGCGGUCGCUCCAGCGCUGGUUGCGGGAGAACAGGGCCAGCCUGGGCGGAGAGAGCCGCCACCCCCGCUGCGCCGCGCCGCCUUGGCAGCUGGGCCGGUCCCUGCUGGAGCCGGAGGCCAGCACUUUCGGUCCCGGGACCUCCGCACUGCCCGAGAGCUGGGCAACUUUCAGGAGCCGCACGGAGGCCCCUUCCGAGAGCGAGCCGACGCCGGAGACGCUGUCACCCGGACGCUGGCAGCCGCCACUAGAUAGCGAGCCGGGCAGCGCAGAGAUCGCGGAGGAGGUCCCGGAAGAGCUCCCUGAAGCGGGGCGAGGGGGAGGCGGGAUUUGGGGCCUGACCCGCACCCAGACGGGGGCCGUCGUCACCUGUCUCGUGGUGGGCUCCGCCUUGAUCCUGGGGAUGGUGCUGGCGGUGGGCGUCUACGGCUCCAGGCGGAAGCGCCCCGUCCGGGCCAAAGCCUAG
Messenger RNA from Pseudonaja textilis, 1820 nucleotides. RefSeq lists its product as uncharacterized. Gene Ontology annotation, cellular component: plasma membrane. NCBI's taxonomy places the organism in Eukaryota, Metazoa, Chordata, Lepidosauria, Squamata, Elapidae. Gene Ontology annotation, molecular function: protein binding. The record is from RefSeq and is a predicted model, not a curated record.